Molecule: messenger RNA, 6072 nt
Organism: Mesocricetus auratus (golden hamster)
Lineage: Eukaryota; Metazoa; Chordata; Mammalia; Rodentia; Cricetidae
Gene: St6galnac3
Product: ST6 N-acetylgalactosaminide alpha-2,6-sialyltransferase 3
Exons: 5
Coding region: 156-1019 (287 amino acids)
Biological process (GO): ganglioside biosynthetic process; oligosaccharide metabolic process
Molecular function (GO): alpha-N-acetylgalactosaminide alpha-2,6-sialyltransferase activity
Source: RefSeq, a predicted model, not a curated record
UCUAGGCUCCAGAAGAAUGAGAGGAGGAGGAGGAGAGACAAGGGACCUAUCCAGAGAAAGAAGCCAACCAGCUGCCAGCCAGCCAUAGAGAAGUGAAAGCAAGAUAAACAGGAAAAAGAAAGAUCUGCUUACGCAGCGCCCCUACCAACCGGAACAUGUGUCGCGUCAAGCCCCACAUCAAGUAUGCACCACCGCCGUUUCUCACCCCAGCCAGACGCAGUCGCCCCAACUUUUCUCCCUUUGAAAGGAAGUCUGUGCUCGCGGUGAGCCUCACAGCCCUGUGCCUCGUGCUGCUAGCCAUGCGCCUCAUCACUGACAUGAAUUUCCCUUCGCUGCUGAGCUGCUUUGGACAGCCUGAGACCAAGUGGAUCCCAUUGUCCUACUCUUCUAGGCAGCCUCUUCGAACUCACUACGGAUACAUAAACGUGAGGACCCAAGAGCCUUUGCAGCUGGACUGUGGCCAUUGCGCCAUAGUGUCAAAUUCAGGUCAGAUGGCUGGACAGAAGGUGGGGGAGGAGAUAGACCACUCUUCCUGCAUUUGGAGAAUGAACAAUGCCCCCACCAAGGGCUUCGAGGAGGACGUUGGCCACGUGACGAUGGUUCGCGUCGUGUCACACACCAGCGUUCCUCUCUUGCUAAAAAACCCCGACUACUUCUUCAAGGAGGCAAGCGCCACCGUUUAUGUCGUUUGGGGCCCUUUCCGCAACAUGCGGAAGGACGGGAACGGCAUUGUCUACAACAUGUUGAAAAAGACAGUUGAUAAGUACCCGAGUGCGCAGAUUUACGUGACCACAGAGCAACGGAUGAGUUACUGCGACGCAGUUUUUAAGGAGGAAACCGGGAAAGACAGAUACUUACUCCGCUCCACGUCUGCUGUGGUGUUAAUACGAAACCGCCUGCCACAGGCCCGUGUGUCUGAACACACCCAAAUACCGGAGCUGUUCUGGAACACCAUGGGACCUUUGAGGGGCAGAACUUUGCUGAAGGAAGUGGGCCGGGGCCUGGGGGUUGGGCCCUGAGAGUUUGUACCCUGGUACCAAGUCUCAUCUUCUUGGUCCUUCCUGCCUGCUGGUACAGUGUCACCAGCUACCUCCAUGCUGCCACCAUGCUUUCCACGCCACGAUAGACUUCUUCUCUUCUUGAGACUGUGAGCCUGUGCAUCCCCUUCCUCUGCUUUGUCUGGUUUUGAGACCUUACGUCGUCCAGGCUGCCCUUAAAACUCACUGUGUAGCUGAAGAUGACCCCGAACAUGUAAUCCUCCUGUCUCAACCACCCGAGUGCUGGGAUUAUAGGUAUGAGCUGCGAUGAUUAACCUGUGGGGUGCUGGGAUUGGAACACAGGACAUCCUGUGUGCUAGGUAAGCGCUCUGCCAACUGACCUACAUCCCCAACCCACCCCUCCUCCCCUAAGUUUCUUUGUAUUACUCGGACACAAGAAAAACAGCUAAUACAACAUCUGAACCAAAACUCUACUGCUGACUCCAAAGCACCACGCCUCAUCCUCUCAUGGGUUCCAAUAGUUUAGCACUAAAGCAGGAAAUAAGCGAUUUGAUCAGAAAACUCCAAAGCAGCAGGAAGCGUGAGCAUCCCAUUUCCACUAUUAGGGAAGUGCUCACUUGAAUACUGUCCAAGCGAAUGAGUCCUGGCCUUCGAGUGGAGGCCAUGACAGAGGAUUGACCAGUGUUGUAUUACGUGCAUGUAUACACAUGUCUCCUAGAUGCUGGGUAAUGCUUCAGGCAAAGCCUCCUCGGAGGCACUGGUUCCCUGGAAUCGUGUUUGCUGCGUGGACAGUCAGCCUCCAAGCCCAGUGCUCCACUGCCCUAGAAACAAUAGGAACCAAACCCAGCAUAGAAUGGGGAGUGAAAAGGAAAAGUUAAACCCUCUGUUAGCGGAGAACAGGAGCCUGUACACCAAAGAGACUUCAGAAUCUAGCAAAAGCAUGGAUUUGAGGUUCUGAGCAAAAGCACAGAAAUGAUGUAAUGGUUGGUUUGCCCAUAUCCCGGAAACAUACCUCCUGACCUUGGGUUUCUGGAAUUGAAGGAGGACCCUGCUGGGCAAGCUUAUCCGUGUUGGGUUUCCCACUUCUCUCCCAACCAAGGACAAAGACUGUGUUAUUCACUUGCUUAGAGGACUACCCUCUAAAAUUUGUGUCAAUUCUGCCAUCACUUCAGGACCCCAGGGACUCUGAUUAUUAGGAUGUGGUCACAGAGGUGGCAGGGGUUAAUUUCAUAUUUGUCAUGAGAUCUUACAUGAUUUCCCUAAAAGAGACUUAAUUUCCACUGGGCAUAAUAACUUGCAGCUGUUGGAUUGUGCUGUGUACCAGUGGUGAGUUCUUGUCUUCAGAGAUUUAUGCAAGUCAUUAUUUAAAAAUAGAGAUCCGGGAGUUACAGCUGGCUAAUUAAUCUACCACUAAGGAAAGCUAAGCGAGUGACCCACUUAACUGCUUUCGGGAGCCACUGCUAUGUGAAAGCCAACUUUCAAAACGUCCUAUACAAAGAAGCAAGAGGCUAAGUUCCCCCCCACCACCACCAAUGGCAUUGCUGUGGCCUCCUCGGGGAGCAAGCCUGCAUUAUUAACCUGAUUGCUGUUGCCAUCGAGCCUGGGUCAUUUGAAAGGAAGGAAGUUGAUUUAGCUCAUAGUUCUGAGACUGGGAAGUUCAAGGCAUGGUAGUGGCAUCGUGAGUACUUACCUGCUGUGCCACAACACGACCGAAGCGUCACCUUCCCGUCUCCCGGACACACGCAUACACAGGACCUCAUCCGUACACGGUGGAGUCUCUUGGGCCCCCCCUUCCUGAAGAUGCUCGCUGGGCAGUCACCUUGUCCGUCCAUGCCCCAGCGUGGGCACCUGUUUGGGAACGGCGCUUGAGCAGUCCGCUGCAUUAACGCCACAGCUCGGUUGGCAUCUGAGUCCUCCCCGCGGUGACUCCAGUCCACGUCACCACUGUGUGCUGUCCCCUCCGGUCCUGCCGCUUCUCCCAGCCCAUCCCUCUCCUGUCUUCCCGCCCUCACCCAGACUGGCUUUCCAAGUUCUCUGUCAGCCUGAAGGUGGCCGCAGGCAUCCCACCAAAAGCCACCGUGGUCAUCCCGGGGACCGUCUCUAGAUCCUCUCCCUUUAGAUGUAACAGAAGAAAGAUGACAUCAUCAGACCAUGACGUCGUCAUCCUUGGCCUUAGGGCUGUGAUCUCUGUUCAGUGUGUGUGUGUGUCCGUCCGUUGUGGCAUUUGCUGUGUUUAUUAUACUCGUGUCCCCUCCCCACACCAUCGGGCAUUCUGGUCUGUGUGUUCCUUUGUCAUGAUGCUGAGGCCUGAACUCCGGACUUCACCCUCUGGUGCCUGGGGUGUGGUGUUCGUCGCACACACCCUUGCCAAUGGGCUGUGCUCCCUGCGCCUGUGUUUUAACUUAGCGAACGACGCUGAACGCUCACCGCGGCUAACGUUAUCCCCGUAGCUCCAGACCUUUGAGGUGCACCACAUCUGUCUAGCUGUGUCUCCCGUGCUCCAUAGAAGGUGCCCGAUACCUCUGCCGUCUCCCCAGGGUCAUGCUCAAGCCUCUCAUACUCAGACUCUGCCAAUAUUAGUCCAUCCAUGGUGUGCCUCCAUGACAAGACCACAGAGUAGGCAGUUUAAAAAGAGGAGUGCUUGGCUACAGAGUCCAAGCGGGUGGUGCCAGACUCUGGUGAGGGCCUCCUUAAGGGCUCAUAACAUCACAGCACAGCACGCAUGCCUACAUGAGCCCGGCCCAAGGCACCCAGUUGGAAUUUGCUUACUAACAAAGCCAGUCUGCUGUGCAGAAAUACUUACCAUGAAUUUUAGAGGAGGUGUGAAAACUGAAGUCACCCCCCCAUCUCCAGUCCUCCCCUUGAUUCGCAUUAACUCAUCUGGGCUUGGGAUUACUAGCGUGUGCUGCUGUCCUCUGAACUUUCCGUGGGUUUCCUCUGUAUCUUAUGUGUCUCCCUUCAGGUCAAGGGUCAUCUCUAAUGGCCUUCCCUCCCCUGACUUCACCCAUCACCGCCUCCACAGACCUUCUCUGAAGAUCUCUGUGUAACUGGAGCUCAACGAAUCCCUAAUUAUUUUGUGACUUGAAUCACCUACCUACAAAGGUAGACGUUGCUGUUCAUAACUGUCUCUCUAGUGUCCGGCGUGCUGUAGGUAGUCGUGAAAUCGAUUUGAAGUGAACGGCGUCUCUCAUCAUGCGAGGAGAGGGUUGGGCCACAUUUGAGGUCAGCCGAUCAGAGUGCCUGGUACUCUGUUUUCUGCUCUAGCCGUGGUUGAGGCCUGUGACCUCCUGUGUAACCCCUCCCAGUCCUCGGCUCACCAAACGACGGGUUGAAUUCUCAUCCCCUCUAGCAUCAUAAGACCGCAGCUUCAUUAGUCAGCAUCCAGAUGAAGCCAGGUCAUCCGCAGUGUGAGAGUAUUGACGGAGUCUCCGACUCAGGAAGCAAGCUGGGAAAGGCAGUGUCGUGUGAAGGUGACAGUGUGGCCUGUGGCUCUGAUCUUGGGCUCUCACCAGGGCUGAGAGAACAAAAUGAAUGACUUCCCAUAGAGUGUCUAGGGGAGAGUGUGCGGCAAAGAAUGGGUGCCUCACACACGUCUGCUAUUUUUAUAUGCGGGAGGGGCCUGCAAGCCUGGGGAAACUCUGUCUGACGUUUCGAAAAUUGAUCACCAUGGAUGGCUGUGUGGAAGCCAGGGUUCCAGGAGUCCCAGCCUCGCUGCUAAAAUCGAGGUGUCUUUUACAGGCAAUAAUGUACAGGCCACUCUGUGAUUUCUUUUAGGGCCAGACUGUUUUCUUUCUGGAAAUUGACAAGGACUAAUUUUUACUGCUUUUGCAAGGUGAGGCAAAGGAACAAUCAAUAUUGUGCUUCAAGAUCGUGUAGCUGCCAGGAAAGAUGCUGGGUCCAGAAUCCCAAGUUUUCAAUCUACCAAAACAUGGCUGGUUCUCUGCAGAGCAGCCGCAUAGACAUGGAGACAGAACUGUGACUUUGUGGAUAUCAUAUGCAGAUACUAGUCUGUCUUCGGAAAGGAAGAACUAAGUAAGCUAAUUUGGUUUGUCUGAUCCUAUGGGGAGGAAGUCCACAUACAGGAAAAGUCGUAACUAAAAUCCCGAGCAGCAUUUAAAGCAUGGACUUUCUUGUUGCUAGAUGGCUCCUUUUUUCUCUAGGUCAGAGGUAGCCCUGUUAAAGGGGGAAAGAGGGAUAUUAAGUGGUAUUAAGGCUGCGGAUGUUAUAACAACUUUGUUUGCUUUGUGGACAAAAGUAGCAUUUGAUAACCAUUGUUCUGCCGGGCAAAAGAAGUCUUCGCUGAGCUUUAGUUCAGCUUAAGGUUUUUUAAGAGUCAUAUAAAAAUACAAACCAUGAACUGGCUACAAAUAUGUGGCACGGGAGAUGAUACAUUUAAAAAACAGCUGGAGAACUACAUGCUUUUAUUUCACUAAAUAAAACUUCAAAGAUUUCAAUACCCUCAGAGAUUUUCAAAGAAACAGCAAGAAGGAUGUUAGUUUGCCCCCAAGGGUUCCAUACUCUUGCUGGGGAGACAGACACAUAAAGAGGGGACUUCCGUGUGACAUAGGAAGGUAGGGGACAGCAUGCUGGAGUCCCUGGAAGCGUGGGCCUGGGUGCCUGGCUAAGGUUCUAGAGGCAAGAAGAAGUUGCGGGGGAGAGAAGGGUGUCAGGGGCGGGGGUUGGCGUGGAUGUCGCUUUAAGACAGGAAAUGCUGUGGUGUAUUCUGAGUCAGCAGGUGAGUGUUGCUAGGGCUUAAAACACCAAGCAGAGGGGGCUGAGAGGUCUGACUGGGGGCAGGGGCGGAGCGAUGAAGGUGGCUGAAUUCUCUGAAGCAGGGAUUUAGGUGGUGGGUGAAGCAGUCGGGUAUUUCUGUUGUCCAGUCAAAGAACCUCAACGUAGGCAGGAAUAGUUGAGUGGAGUAGAGAUGAAUGACUUGGAAAGUACCUAAGAAGGGCCAAAGUGGUGAAUGAUGGUAAAGUGGGGAUCUCCCCCAAGUUUACAGUUGACUGAUUAAUUAAUAUUGUAUUGUAAAACACACAUGGGAUACUAAAGAAGAAUCGGGCAUGCGGACAAA